This is a messenger RNA of Ceratotherium simum simum (southern white rhinoceros), 2867 nucleotides long. The record is from RefSeq and is a predicted model, not a curated record. Lineage: Eukaryota; Metazoa; Chordata; Mammalia; Perissodactyla; Rhinocerotidae.
CCCUGCUACCUCAUCCGCGCCCAGCAGCUGCUGCUGAGCACUCCUUAAGUGGAUGUGCCAUAAUCCUCUUCCCUUCAUCCCCCAGGGAGGAUGAGCUGGUGUUAAGACUAAUGCAGCCGAUAAUCCUAUUUCCUCCCAGCCAUGAUCCCCAGGAGCAGCUGGGUGGAGGGUGUCUGGGCUCUGAACUGAGAAAGAAGAGGCCUUAGCUAGAGCUGCUGUCCCAGGAGGCCAGGCUAGAUCAGAUACAUUGAUUAUGACUCAGAGGCUUCUAAGGGCUACCAGUGGCUCAAGCUGCCUUGAGAGUAACUAAGCUCCCCAUUACCAGAGCUAUGAGAGCAGGAGCCCAACAGCGAUUCCAGAGCAGAGGGUGGGCCGGGAUUCCUGGCUGGGGUGGAGUCCCUUACAGCUGUGCAAGGCCAGAAUUUUGUGUGAACAGUUGCUGCCUCUAAAAGCUAACCAACCAGAGGGGAAUAACAAAAUACCUAUGCUGGGGACUUAUCACUUCCAGACAGACAGUGCCAAUCACCGCAUUUAGCCUAUUGGUUCUGCCCUCUUCUGAACCUACCUCUGUCUUCCCUGGGCACUUGGAGAUCUUCAGGCCAGACCCAUAUCUGCGUAGCCUCUGUGUCUUCAGUCUUGCACAGGCCUCUGCGUUCUGGCACAGGCCUUGUACUCUGAGCUUAAGAAGGAAGAUGGUGAGAUGGAUGAAACCUGGGCCUUCUGGGAAUGCCACAGGGUUUGGAAAAGCCCGAAGGGAAGUGCAGAGAAGCUCGGUCCAUCGAGGCCAUGGAAGUGGAGUCCGCGGAGGCCCGGUCCCCAGCCCCCGGCUACAAGCGCUCCGGCCGCCGCUACAAGUGCCUGUCCUGUACCAAGACGUUUCCAAAUGCCCCCCGGGCAGCGCGCCAUGCUGCUACACAUGGGCCUGCAGACUGCGCAGAGGAAGUGGCCGAGGUGAAGCUGAAGCCAGAGACAGAACCCAAAGCGGAGGAGGCCGGUGGGGACAAGGUGUCAGGUACAGCGGCUAAGCCUCGGCCUUAUGCAUGCCCGCUGUGCCCCAAGGCCUACAAAACGGCGCCCGAGCUGCGCAGUCACGGGCGCAGCCACACGGGCGAGAAGCCCUUCCCUUGCCCCGAGUGCGGCCGCCGCUUCAUGCAGCCCGUGUGCCUGCGAGUGCACCUAGCCUCGCACGCCGGCGAGCUGCCCUUCCGCUGUGCACACUGCCCCAAAGCCUACGGCGCGCUCUCCAAGCUCAAGAUCCACCAGCGCGGUCACACCGGCGAGCGGCCCUAUGCCUGCGCCGACUGCGGCAAGAGCUUCGCCGACCCUUCGGUGUUCCGCAAGCACCGGCGCACGCACGCCGGCCUGCGGCCCUACGGCUGCGAGCGCUGCGGCAAGGCCUACGCCGAGCUCAAGGACCUGCGCAACCACGAGCGGUCCCACACCGGUGAGCGGCCCUUCCUCUGCUCAGAGUGCGGGAAGAGCUUCUCCCGCUCGUCCUCGCUCACGUGUCACCAGCGCAUCCACGCGGCGCAGAAGCCCUACCGCUGCCCAGCCUGUGGCAAGGGCUUCACGCAGCUCAGCUCCUACCAGAGCCACGAGCGCACGCACUCCGGCGAGAAGCCCUUCCUGUGCCCGCGCUGUGGCCGCAUGUUCUCCGACCCCUCGAGCUUCCGGCGCCACCAGCGGGCGCACGAGGGCGUGAAGCCUUACCGCUGCGAGAAGUGCGGCAAGGACUUCCGGCAGCCGGCGGACCUGGCCAUGCACCGGCGGGUGCACACCGGCGACCGGCCGUUCAAGUGCCUGCAGUGUGACAAGACGUUCGUGGCGUCCUGGGACCUCAAGCGGCAUGCGUUGGUGCACUCAGGCCAGCGGCCCUUCCGCUGUGAGGAGUGUGGGCGAGCCUUCGCUGAGAGAGCCAGUCUCACGAAACACAGCCGGGUGCACUCGGGGGAGCGCCCCUUCCACUGCAACGCUUGCGGAAAGUCCUUUGUGGUAUCGUCAAGCCUGAGGAAGCAUGAGCGGACCCAUCGAAGCAGUGAGGCCGCAGGGGCUCCCCCGCAACAGGAGCUAGUAGUGGGGUUGGCACUGCCUGUGAGCAUGGCAGGCGAGGGCUCAGCGGCCCCGGCAGCAGGUGCAGGGUUAGGGGACCCUCCAGCAGGGCUGCUAGGGCUACCCCCGGAAUCCAGUGGUGUGAUGGCCACCCAGUGGCAAGUGGUGGGCAUGACAGUGGAGCAUGUGGAGUGCCAAGAUGCGGGGGUUGGGGAGGCUCCUGGUCCUUUGGGGGGGGCAGGCGAGGUGGGGGGUGAGGAGGUUGAUGAGAAGCCACCACAGUUUGUGUGCCGGGAGUGCAAGGAGACGUUCUCCACGCUGACGUUGCUGCGACGGCACGAGCGCUCACACCCAGAGCUCCGGCCCUUUCCCUGCACCCAGUGCGGCAAGAGCUUCUCAGACCGGGCUGGGCUGCGCAAGCAUAGCCGCACCCACAGCUCUGUGCGCCCCUACACCUGCCCCCACUGCCCCAAGGCCUUCUUGAGUGCCAGUGACCUGCGUAAGCACGAACGCACCCACCCUGUGCCCAUUGGGACCCCCACACCCUUGGAGCCCCUUGUGGCUUUGCUAGGAAUGCCUGAAGAGGGGCCAGCCUGAGGCCCAUGCCCCCUUGCCACACUCCUAGGAUCCCAGCCCCACAGGGUGCCUCCUAAACCUCCCUUUGCCCCAGCUCACUCUUUAGACUCCAGAUCCCUGCCCCUCUGGCAGCUAACUCACCUUCCCAACAAAGAGAGCUGGGACAGUGGAGGCUGGCAGCAGCUGUUGAGAGACAUGGUUCUCUUUGAGCAACACUCAUUAAAGGAUUCACUUUGACACUG